UGUCAGCUCAGAUAUUGCAUUGAAGGUGUGAGGUUAAAGUCUGUCUGUCUCCAUAUUCAGACUGAUUCUAUUUCUACAAAAGGAUUUACAGAAACUUAUUUGGAUUCAUACAGUUUCUGAGCAAAAUAAAAUGUAAUUCUGCAUGUGCUAAGUUUGCAUGAUCACUUUCCGAACCUCUAUCAGUAAUGCUCUAACACUGACAGCAGUGGAAAUGUCAGAAUGUUUUCUCAUACCCUUUCGGUGAUAUCAAAAUCCAAUGAACUAUGUUUCUUCCACGCUUUCAGAAGCCACAUGCCUCGGAUGGGAAAAAAAAUGUGCUCGACUGACUUAGUUUGCCAAACACAGACAAAAAUAUACCUAUUUAAUGUGCAUUUUGUACUUGGAACAUAUGUGACAGAAAUUUGAAAACCGUGCUGAAAAGAUUUUCAUCCCAAAGAAAUCCUUACCGUCAUUAGUUAAUCCGUCUAUUUCUUCAUACACGUAUCAAAUUAUAUUUUUCAGGAUUGAAAUACAUGGAUCCAAAUCACAAGAGACAAAUUAACAAGUACUUAUUAUAAGUUCUGUUGCAAAAACUAAAAUCUCAAUUUAAUUUUACUGUCUCCUUAAAAAAAAUACAGGAUGAACUUCUCACAGUUUGUUGUACUACUUUGUUAAAACCUAUUAUAAAUUAUUUAUUAUUCCCUUCAGCUGUGGUUUUCCAAAUCCAUUAAACUUUUAGUCGUGAUGGUUAACAUGAAGUGCGUUAACCAACAUGUUCGGAAAGCAAAUCCGUGUAAUAUUCCGGACAGUAGGCAUUUAGGAAAAGUAGAUGUUAUGGGGCAUUCUAUCAGUGAAUACACACAGUGCCCGGCUAGCUCAGUCGGUAGAGCAUGAGACUCUUAAUCUCAGGGUCGUGGGUUCGAGCCCCACGUUGGGCGUCUCAUUUUGUUUUUCUUCUCAACACUAAGUUAAUUGUGUCAAGGUAUAAAAUAAUAUUGAGAUAUUUCAAAUAUACUUCUCGCCGAUUUGUCAUUUUUGAUCGUUAUUAUGUUCCUCUUUCCAGUUACCCCCCCACAACCCAAAAAACAUGCUUCUGCACACAUGUACUGAAAUGGGAUCGCACGUAAUCUUGUUUUAAUACAGGCCGGGUAGGGAGAGGACGCCUCCUCAUAAUUAUUUUAGGUUUUACUGGGGACGGAUAUCUGGGCCCCUUCGCAGCUCCUCCUAUUCCCCAUCCCACCACAUCUUGAAGCAUCAUUUCGUUUUCCUUCCCCCACCCCCUCCCUCAGCAACCGCAAAAUCCUGACGUCACAGCCGCGUUCUUUUUCAGCUUCGCCGGCUGCCGUACACCCGCUUUCCGCCAUGUUGUCUCGACGCCUGUGACGUCCGCAUAACGACUGCUUUUUUUGUGGAAAGGGAUUAAUCUUUCUCGCGUCCGUUUCGCCGUUUUUUUCGGUUUCGGUCGCUGUUCGGGGCUUGUUUUCUCCUUUUUCGACCUCGGCGCCGGCUCCGGGUUGAAAAAAAGCUCGAUAGAGAAAUUAGUGUUGGCGCUCCCGACUCCCUCUGCCUGAGAGCCAGGGCCGCCAACAUGGCGGACGAUGAGGAGAACAGGCUGACAACACAAGAGGGGGCAGCUCCCCAGCAGCAUGGCACCGACAGCCUGGAGACUCUGGUACAGCAGAACCCUGCGAGCACGGAGACCGGCUGUGCCAGCGUGCCCUGUAAGCAGUUCGAUGCCCACUCGUGCCAAGUGCUGCCGGAGGAGAUCGUGCAGGUUGUGGUGGGAGGAGGAGGAGGAGGAGGAGAGGCCACUCAGGCGGUCAGCACUUUAGCCGAUGGUGCGGGCGGCCUCUUGAACGCCAAUGGCAUCAUCAACUCUUUGGCCGAGGCCCCUCCAGUUGCUGGCACAGUGGCAGCGGUGGGCGCAGGUGACUUCACGGUGGCCGCGGAGGAGCUGGAGAGCAUCUCGAUCGAGUCCACCCCCAGCACUAUUAUUUAUGUGCAGCCCGAUGGCACUUUCGUGGAGGGCACGGGGCUGACCCCGGAGGAACAGCAACAACUGGUCGAGCAAUUGGCAAAGCAACAGGGACUGGUAGAAGUAAGCGAAGGCGAAGCGGCUCAGAUGUUUGGUAGUCAUCAUCAGGAACAGCAGGAACAUGCCCAGUUUGUGCAGCAUGUGGGUCUGACAGAUGAUCUCCAGCAAGUCAUCGCUCACGUUACAAAGUCGCAGCAACAAGCGACGCAAUUCAGCAAAAACAAUGUUGUGCAAUUGAACUCUGAGACUGCUGAAAAUCAAAUUCUACAGAAGACCAGUUUUGCAUCAUAUGUUCCUCCGGAAACUCGAGUGCUUUCCACAGAUCAGAACCAGAUGUUACAAGUGCCUGAGUGCAAUGCUACGAUGCAGCAGGUGCAUGCCAGUGUUCAUCCGAGUCAAGUUGUCCAAAGGAUAGAUUCAUGCAACCCAACCCAAAUUCAGCAAAUAAAUAUUUCCUCCCACUCCUCUCCAGUGAACCGGCCUAGUCAACCUAAGAUUCUAACGGCUGUUUCACAGCAGCCUGCUGUCUUUACUCAGCCGUUGACAAUCAUUCACAAUGCAACGCGACAGUUGCAAAAUGCUGCUCAUCAGGCUGCUCUACAGCAGAGUAUACAACAAAGCAUUGCACGUGCACAACAAAAAAUGGCUCCAUUGAGAGUUACACCCUCAAUCCAGCAUCAACUAGAAACUGUCCAAGUUCAUAUACAGACAGUUCAGCCACAGGAGGAAAAAGAUCGGCCCAUGCCACCCCUAGCUGUAGUACAGUCCAAAACUGCAACAUCUGGCCAGCCGGUUAACAAAAGGACCACUGUUUCAGGGGGAGUUAAUAUUUCUGGACCCCAGAUCAUUAGAAUCCAGCCAAUUUCAACAUCCGGAACACAACAGUAUAUUUUGCAUAGUUCUUCAGAACCUCCCAUUCAGCUACUUGUUCAGCGGCAGCCUCCUCCACUUGCACCCGUAAAUGCCAUUCGUGUGAUUCCAGGAGUGAGCAUCAGUGGACAGACUAGUAUUGCGAAUACCAGUGUAUCUACCAUUACAACAGCUGUAGGAAAUUCAGUUUGUUCCAGCCAUACCAAGAAGCAUGAACCUAGUGAUAAAUCAAAGGAGAAAAAACCUGUGAAGAUUAAAACUCGAUCUGGUCGAAUAUCACGACCUCCAAAAUACAAAGUAAAGGACUACAAGUUUAUAAAAACUGAAGAUUUGGCAGAAGGUCAUCAGUCAGACUCUGAUGAUUAUUCUGAAUACAGUUUUGAUGAAGAAGAUGUGAAAACGAAAGUGGAUGAGCCAAGCCUUUCAAUGCCUUGCUCUUUCAAACCCAAGAAGUUCAAAUGUGAUACUUGUGAAAAGUCCUACAUUGGAAGAGGAGGAUUAGCUCGGCAUUAUAGACUCAACCCAUUGCAUGGACAGCUGGCUCCCGUCUCUGAGGAACAGAGAACUUCUGUGGACAAAUCCAAUGGUAAUGUGAUUAUUGGGGAUAACGAAGAUGAUAGGAAUGGUCAAAUGAACCCUGAAGUAGUAGUAUCAUCCAUAGGUACUGACACUGCAUCUGUAAUGGUGGACAGCACAGCCCCUUCUUCCCAAGACUUCCAGCAGACUGAAAAGGUUACAUUAGCACGACAUUUUCCUGGACGCCGACGGACUGUACGACGUGGUCGACCUCCAAAACAUCACAACAACACUUAUCAUCAAGAGCAAAUCCUGAAGAGAAAAGCAAGAAUAAAAGAGCUGCUCAAACAGUGUGAUGACGAGGAAUUGAUGGAAUUGGCUCUUCCUAGGCUUACAAAAGUCAUUACUCUCUGGGAAUUUCUGUUAAUGAAGGUGGAAAAAGGACGGCCUGCCAGACCACAAUUUUCAGAUGUGUAUAGAGAAUUUGAGAUGCUACAUAAACAUGUGAAGAAAAUGGCUGAUGAGCACUUAAGCAAUUCCAAUAGGAUGAUAAAUCCUCAACAGCCCUUGCAGAUCUCUUGUACACAGGUUGCUGAGUCAUUAGGAAUAACUGAAUAUACAAACAAAGAAAACCAGCAAGAUGCAAGUGUGUCCCUAACCUACAGAUUAGUCACAGUAGAUGACCAGAAUCAUCUCAAUUCAUCAGGAGAAAAGCAUAGUAUGGAGAGAGACUUUGGAACCUUAUCCCCCUCAUCAAAACGAAUGAAAAUAGAUGACGCUGUAACUGUGACUGAAAACAACUUCAACCAAAAUGGAAUAGAGAUAACUGGUGAAGUACAAUUACAAAGCUUAACUACGGAAGAAGGCCAGAAACAAACUGAAUGUCCUACCCUGAAUGCUUGUGGGGCACAGACAAUGUAUGGACCAGCAGAUGAUCAAGUAUUUGACAAGCAUACAGAUGAUGGAGUGUUAGUUUCUGAGAAUAACAUUAAACAUUCCAGUUCUGUAGAGCAGUCUACUUCUGAGGAAUUGUGCUAUCCGGUAUCUCAAGUAACAUUAUCCAGUACUCAACUCCCUAUGUUGGAGCAACAUAAUGAAGUUCUAAAUAAUAGUAUAGAGGGACAAGAUGAUUUUUUGGCAAUGGACACAGAUAUUACAGCAGAGGAAUUGGUUCAAGAACAGUUGUCUUAUCAAAGUAUUCCAGAGCAGCUGAAUGAUACUGAACUAACCUCCACAGUACAAUCAGAGGAUGAGAUGACAAGUCAGAAUUCACUUCUUUCAGACGUGGCUAAGGGCAACCAAAAAGGUUCUGAAGCAAGCAACUCUGUUCAGAUUUUGCAGCAUCAACUGGGCAACCAGGAUCCACUCGGCAAUCCAGAACAGGCUGAGCACCUAAAUGAUUCUGAUAUAGCAGACCAGAUGCAGCAGCUUGAAAAAGCAUUGUCUCAGGAUGUGGAGGUUUGCAGUUCUGAAAGUAAUAAUUUACAGCAGCACCAACCUGAACAGACUUUUGAAGCUGAUAUUUCUACUGAAGUAGAUCUUGCUGGUCAGGUAUCUCACGAAGAAUUGAAUGGGUUGCAAGUAGUGAAUCACAAUAAGAUAAUAGGUCACUUUGAACAGAAUACUGAUCAAAGCAAUCAGGAAAAUUCCGAAGAUAUUUUAGCAAGCACAGUGACAGAAGACGGAGCAUUAGAAUUUCAAUUACCUGUUGGAAGUCAGGAACUGUUGGCUCAGGGACAUGAACAGAUAUUCAUUCAGACUUCAGAGGGCCUAAUUGUAUCACACGAAGGAACCGCUGUUGUGUCACAGACAUCUGAAGGCAUUGUUAUAGUAACUAAUGCUGAUGGCACCACAAUGCACAUACGAACCCCUGAUGGUGUUCCAUUUGAAACUGUAGAAGCACUUCUUGCAAUGGAUUCAGAAGGACAAAGUGAAGGUCUGUUAGUUACACAAACGCCAACUGAAGUGGAACAGUAAUUUGGUUGGUGUUGCCCCAUCUCAGAAAUAAAUAACUACAAGAAACUUUGCUGUCCACUGAAAUAAGAAAACACAAAAACAGAGCUGUAGUUUUUUUUUUGAAACAAAGUCUCAAGUUUCUUCCCGGUUGUUACAUUGAACAUUUAUAGCAUUUUAUGUUGAACUUUAUUGUCCCACAAGCCAACAAGACUGGUACAAAAGUAGGUGUAAAGUUUCAAGAAUGGUUUACCUUGAAUGUGGCAUUAUGCUUGGCAAGAUAUCUGUAGGUGUGAAUGAAUCCGGGUAUUUUUGUUGAAGUAUCCUGGGAGAUAGAUGUAACUACGAUGGACCAGAAAAUGUGAUGAUGUUGCACUGAAUUUGAAUGUUUUUUCUUUGCAUUUUUGACACCUUAUUGAUUAUUGAAAAUGACCAUUUUGCCAAUAUAGUGUUUGUAUUCAUUCUAUUACCAAUUCUUGAAACUGCCAUUAAAAGGUGAAUUGUA
Chiloscyllium plagiosum (whitespotted bambooshark) is the source of this 5858-nucleotide messenger RNA. RefSeq names its product zinc finger protein 839 (gene znf839). Lineage: Eukaryota; Metazoa; Chordata; Chondrichthyes; Orectolobiformes; Hemiscylliidae. The record is from RefSeq and is a predicted model, not a curated record.